Kalmanozyma brasiliensis GHG001 is the source of this 3186-nucleotide messenger RNA. RefSeq names its product Glycoside hydrolase family 31, N-terminal domain protein. The coding region runs from base 1 to 3186 and encodes 1061 amino acids. The transcript has a single exon. Gene Ontology annotation, molecular function: alpha-glucosidase activity; carbohydrate binding. Lineage: Eukaryota; Fungi; Basidiomycota; Ustilaginomycetes; Ustilaginales. The record is from RefSeq and is a predicted model, not a curated record. Gene Ontology annotation, cellular component: glucosidase II complex. Gene Ontology annotation, biological process: N-glycan processing; carbohydrate metabolic process.
AUGGCUGGCACGCGAAGAUGGGCAUGCCCUUUGCUGUGCGCUUGCCUUCUGGUCCUCGCUUCUCUGCUGGUUGAGCAGGCUCAGGCGGUACGAGAGCACGACUUCAAAAAGUGUCGCGACUCGUCCUUCUGUCGUAGGAUUCGAAGGCAGUCGGACUAUGUCGAGCAAUGGCAACAAGACCACAAGGAGCGCUUCGCCUCGCCGUACUCCGUCUCAAAUCACAGUGUCAACUUCGUGCAUAGCAACGCUAGCAUCAACCUGCCUCUGUCAUCUGCGUUACACCCGGAUGUCGAGUUCGAGCUCUCCCUCACCUUCUUCAAAGACGGCACCGCCCGCAUCCGAGCGGACCAGGUGGGACAGAGGUACGGUGGCUGGAGGCGCUACGAUGAAGCCUCGCAGUGGGCCAUCGAACAGCUGCCAGAGCUAGCUUCGGAUCCUUCUGACACCCGCAUCGAGACGACUAAGGACGGCUUCCAGGUCCACUUCGGACCUCAAUUGUCUCGUUCGGUCCAGUUUACCUACUCUCCGCUGAGGGUUGAAGUCCUGCGCGACGGAGAGGCCCAAGUCGUGCUCAACGACCGUGGUCUCAUGCACAUGGAGCAUUAUCGAAAGAAGCCGGAACCUUUCCCAACGGUCAAGCAAGAAGAUCAAGAGGUCCAACAACUCGUCUUCCAGCGCAACAAAAGAUCCAUCCUCAGCUCGUCAUCCGCAAGUCAGUACGCCGACUCGCUCGUUUCUCAGUGGGCUGGUUUCGAGCAGGAAGACAACGGCGAGUGGGAAGAGACCUGGGCUUCUCGUCGCGACAGUAAGCCCAAAGGUCCAGAGGCGCUGGCGUUGGACAUGACCUUCCCCGGGUACUCGCAUCUCUUUGGCCUUCCUGAGCACGCUUCCCCUCUGUCUCUGCGAUCGACGAGGGCUCCAGUCGGUCACAAUGCCGCUCAGGACGAGAAGGAUCGCUUCAAUGAGCCUUACCGACUCAUGAACACCGACGUAUUCGAGUACGACUCCAAUUCUCCGAUGAGUCUCUACGGCAGCGUCCCGGUGCUGCACGCCCAGAGCAAAGAUCGAGCGGUCAGCGUCUUCUGGCUCAAUGGCGCAGAAACUUGGAUCGAUCUGCACAAGUCCAAGUCGUCCACGUCCAAGUCUUCCGAGAUCGACUCCUAUUCGCACUUGUUCUCGGAAUCCGGCAUUCUCGACCUCUUCAUUUUCACGUCCGCUGAUGCUCAGACCAACAUGGCUCACUUCACCAAGAUGGUCGGACGCACCGUCUUGCCGCAGUACUUUGCCAUCGGCUACCACCAGUGUCGAUGGAACUAUCUCACGGACACAGAUGUCAAAGACGUCAGCCAGCGGUUCGACGACGAGGACAUCCCCAUGGACGUCAUGUGGCUCGACAUCGAAUACAGCAAGGACCACAUGUACGGUGUCUGGGACGAAAAGGCCUUCAAGGAUCCCGAAGGUAUGGUCAAAGCGCUCGACGACAAGGGUCGCAAGCUCGUCAUCAUCGUCGAUCCUCAUCUCAAGCGAACGCGAGACUAUUGGCUCUACUCGGAAGCUCAGGAUAAGAAGCUACUCGUCAAAGACUCAAACGGUCAGGGAGAGUACGAAGGCUGGUGCUGGAGUGGAAGCGCCUCCUGGCUUGACAUGUUUGAGCCUGCCAGCUGGCAAUGGUGGGCUGACCAGUUCGCUCUCGCAGGCAGCAAAUUGACUGGCAAGAUCCGCGCCAAUGCUCGCAACGUGUUCGUCUGGAACGACAUGAACGAGCCCGCUAUCUUUAACGGUCCCGAGGUCACUUCGCCCAAGGAUGUGAUUCACGCCGGCGGGUGGGAGCACCGAGACCUGCACAACAUCAACGGCAUCCUCUUCCACAACCAGACCGCACGGGCGCUGCGCGAUCGAGAACUCACGGUCCCUGCCUCAUUGGGCGGCGGCAAGCCACGUCGGCCUUUCGUGCUUUCGCGUGCCUGGUGGGUGGGAACGCAAAAGUACGGCGCCAUCUGGACGGGAGACAAUCUUGGAACGUGGGAGCAUCUCGCUGUCAGCGUGCCCAUGAUUCUGGCCAACAACAUCGGCGGCAUGAGUUUUUGUGGUGCCGAUAUCGGCGGUUUCUUUGGCAACCCAUCGCCAGACAUGCUGGUGCGUUGGUACCAGGCGGGCAUUUUCGAGCCUUUCUUCCGUGCUCACGCGCAUAUCGAUACAAAAAGACGAGAGCCGUAUCUCCUGGAGGAGCCACUACGAAGCGCUGUCAGGGAUCUGAUCAAGCUGCGAUAUCAGAUGCUCCCAAUGUGGUAUACUGCCUUCAAGGACAACGCCGUCACCGGCAUGCCCGUGUUGCGUCCUCAGUACUUGAUGUUCCCCAACGAUCCACAGGGCUUUGAGAUCGACACGCAGUACUACGUUGGCGACUCGGGCCUACUUGUGCGUCCUGCGGUAGACAAGGACGUCGAUUCUGUGCAGGUUUACCUGGCUGAGGAUCGACCGUACUACAACUACUUUACGCACGAGGUCUACCACGGCUCCGAGCGUGGACGCACCGUCACUGUGCCGGCGCCGCUGACCGAGCAGUUGCCGCUGCUUCACCGGGGCGGAUCGAUUCUGCCUUUGCGAGAGAGAGCUAGGCGCGCUGCGGAGCUGGGUCGCAAUGAUCCUUUCACUCUGAUUAUUGCUUUGGACAAGCAGGAGCGCACAGGAAAGAGCGGCACGACAAAUGUUCUCGCCGAAGGAAGCUUGUACCUCGACGACGGCCAGACAUACGACUUUGAAGAGGGUCAAUUCGUCUGGCGUCGCUUCGAGUGGACGCGGAACAGUGCAUCGGGCACGCAGACGCUGCGAAGCGUCGAUGAAGCUGGUGUCAAGCUGGCAGAUGGGGGCCUGAUUCUGGGCGACAGCAAGCAAUUGCGCCCCUACCAGGAGAAGAAUGCCUUUGCGAAGUCGAUUGAAAGCGUCCGGGUAUCCAAGCUUGUCGUGCUCGGAUUGGAACGGGAGCCAAAAGCCGUUCGUAUUCAAGGAAAGCGCAUCGGCCAGCACGAUCCGUCGUCUGCUCUCGAGUGGAGCUGGAAGAGCGGCACAAGCUCGUCCAGCAAGGGCACGCCUUUCGGACUGGGAUCCAACACGGCAUCGGAGCUGGUCAUCAAGGACCCUGCAGUUCCCGUCAUCUCCGACUGGACGAUCGAAUUCGAGUUUUGA